Hyphopichia burtonii NRRL Y-1933 is the source of this 2991-nucleotide messenger RNA. RefSeq lists its product as uncharacterized. NCBI's taxonomy places the organism in Eukaryota, Fungi, Ascomycota, Pichiomycetes, Serinales, Debaryomycetaceae. The record is from RefSeq and is a predicted model, not a curated record. The coding region runs from base 1 to 2991 and encodes 996 amino acids. Gene Ontology annotation, biological process: protein secretion. The transcript has a single exon.
AUGCCGCCUAAGAUCGAGGAAUUGCCCAUCAAGAGCGAGCCGGUUCCAAGUGGGAACAAAGAGGUAAAGAAUCCCUUUGCCUCAAAGAAGAAAUCCACAAUAAGAAGAAAUGCACAAGAUAUUUAUCCAGAUAAAAAUCGAAAAGGUCUUAAUGUACCAGAUUACUUGGGCAAUUCGCCCCUUGACAAGCUGUUCCAAAGACUUCAGAAAGUAGUCGAGGGGGACUUGGAUGAUAUUGAUAUUUCAACUUUACAAGAUCGAAUGUUGGAGUCAAGCUUGCCAGAAUUUGAACUGCAUUAUAAGGUUAUAGAAAAGUUGUUAGAUCAUUUAAUUGAAAUUCGGGAUCUUUCGAAUAAAAGUGAAGCAGUUAACGGAGACGAAAAUCUCAUCAAGAUAUCGCUUCAUGAUAUCAAAACUUUCGGGAAGCUAGUCAAUUUGAUAAUAAUCCAUGGUAUAUAUCCGGCACUUGGUAGUUUUAGAAUUGGGAUUCCCUUUGAGAAGAGAAGACUAAAUGAUUUUGCAAAGAGUAAGAAACCCAUUAAGAUAAAAAAGCUACCCGAAGUACCUGGAGCAAAGUCUUAUAAAGAAAAAUUCGGUAACAGUGAACGGUUACUAAGGUUAAUUUACUCUAAGCUUAAAAUAAUAUUUUCAGAAAAAUCUGAUGUUCAGGAACUUUUAAUCAAGGGUACAGGGUAUUCUGAUUUCCUAACGGUUUCAGCAGCUAUGAUAACAAUUCCAUAUUUCGCCAGCCAUGACAAACCACAACUUUUAUCAGAAUAUAAUGAUUUUGUCACCCGCCUCCCCGAUACCUUUGAACUAUUUCAAACCUAUUCUUUACUAAUAACUACCCCAAGCCCUCCAUACUUUAAGCAGUUUAUAAUGUCAAAGUUGCUGACACUUCAUUAUGAUGCAGACGAUGGGAUAUCGGUACUAUGUGAAUUUAUCUUAGGGUUGCGUGACAGUGAAGAAAUUAACAUUGAAAAAUUCGAAAACGUUUCUAAUGUAAUCUUACUGAAGCCAAAAUCAAUAAACACUGUUGAUUAUUUUAAAAAAAUCGGAGUGCAAAUUUAUACCCAACUCGUAAAUAUUGACAAACCGGUCAUCACAAGUUGUUUGGGGUUUGUGAUUGACAGGCUUUGGAAUAAAAAUCAGCUUGUCGCUAGGGAUUUCAUCUUCAAACAUGUAUGGAAGAACUUUAAUCCAGAAAAUAAUAGCCAAUCGCUGGUUCUAGUUGGUGAAGCCGCAUUGAAUAACAAUAUUAACGUUUUGAUAUCUUUGACAAAAAGCAACUUGUCAGGGGAAUUAUUGUCCAAUAUCUUACAGCCGAUACUCUUACCGAUUUGGUCAUACUACACUUUUUUAAAAUCAAAUUCAAAAUCAACAGAAGUAAUUUCACAGAUUCUUAUCAGUUAUUUUACAAUUACUAGCACCAUAGAGAAUGAGAACUCCUCCAUUGCACUCAAUGACCUUAACAACAUAUCAAAAAAUCUUUUGAUAAUGGGAAGUGAGUACUGGCAAUUUGAAUUCGGUCCUAAUGGUUUACUUCAAAUUGUGAAAGAUUCUGGAAAUCCAUUAGGCGAAUCAAGCUCAAAUAAAAUCAAUUCAUUUUUAGACAAACUUGACCUGGCUUGUGUUUAUUUUACCGACCUUUUGAAAGAACUUGACGAUGACUUAAUUCAAGGUUUAUUUGCUCUUAUUUUGAAAAGAUGGUUAGGAUUGGAAGAAAAUGCACUUGAAGUAAGUUUUGAUAGUAAAAAUGAAGAUGCUUUCUUUGUGUUAAUAGACUUACGAUUAUUAGAGAAAAUGGGUAAUGAAUUCAAAGAUAGUUUGGCAAAAACUCCACUGGAGAUGUUAGAAAUUGUGAAGAGUUUCCUUUUGCUCAAGAAGAAAGAGGCGUCCAAACCUUCUAGACCACAUGAAAGAAUUGUUGACUCUGAUGAUGAUUCAGAUGAUGAAGACGUUGAAGAAGAAUUAUCUUCAAAUAUAUUACCUAUUGUUUUAGAGCUUUUAUCGGUAAUUUUAUCUGAAGCAAGUGAUUUAGAUCAAAAAUCCAAUGAUUUACUACGUGACAUACAAAAAUUAUUAAAAUCUCUACUGAAAUCUCAAAGUGAAUCCCAAACAAUCAGUAAUUCAAUUCAAGCAUUACAUGAUCGUAUCAAAAUAUUAUUGGAUGGUGAUACUAAACCCACCAGUACUAGUGAUCUUCAUUCUAAGAUCUUCAAGCGAGCCAUCACUAGUUUGAACGAUCCUCUUGUUCCAAUAAGAGCUCACGGCCUUUACUUACUCAGACAACUAAUCGAACUUAAAAGUUCAGUGAUUUCGUUAGACUUUGUUAUAAACCUUCAUUUAAUUAAUUUGAAGGAUCCCGAGCCGUAUAUUUAUUUGAAUGUGAUCAAGGGACUAGAAAGUCUUUUAGAGUUUAACGAACGUGAUGUUCUACCACAUCUCAUAUCAAUUUAUUUGAAUAAGCAAGGGGAUACAGAGUUAGAUGAAAGACUAAAGGUCGGAGAGGUUCUUCUUAGAUAUAUCCAACUUAAAAACGAAAUGUUCUCGGGAGAUAUGGCAGCUUUAGUAUUUAGUGCAGGGAUUUCAUUAAUUCGUGUCAGCAAAGAUGAAUCUGAUAUAGUUGAUGAUAGAUUAAGAAUGUCUGCAAUGUCAUUAUUGGGUACUUGCUGUAAUACAAAUCCAAUUGGUGUUAUUGAUAAACUUACGGAUGCUCUUGAUUGUGUUUUUGGGAUUUUGCAACUUGAAACUUCUAAAGAUAAAGCUAUAAUGAGAAGAUCAGCCAUUGUUUUGAUAAAUGAUUUAAUUCUAGGUACUUCAUCUUCCGACAAAAUUAGUUUCCCUCGAGAAUAUCAAGAGAAGGUGACUACAAUUCUUAGAUAUAUAGUUGAAACUGACAAUGAUUUAUUAGCCAAAGAACAAGCUCAAACGGUGCUUGAUACUAUCGAUUACUUAAUCAAGGCAAGUAUUCAAACAAUAAAAGAAUAG